AUAUUAUAUGGUGGUUAAACGAAUGCACGCACACAUACAUCUCACAGGUUUUGUCCUACAUUUCUUACCACUUGUCAUCAUCCAUGGAUCUCAAAUCAAUACUUGUCAUCAUCCAUGAAUCUCAAAUCAAUAAGGCAAACUACUGUCUUGGCUUUCAUCUUCUUCCCAGACUCGUUGAAACUGUCACAAUUGCAAUGGCAUAGUUAUAAUUUCAGGAGCUGUAUUGAAUGGAAGCCAUUAACACAACACUGACAGUGAGUUUCACGCUGCCCCAUAAGCCCGGUUAGAGAAUCGAGGAAGAAAACGGGAGUGCGUUGGCCAUCAAGGAAGGACCGUGUGCUGCACGGAUUUGGGAACGACAACGCAAACUCUCCCUUAAAUUCAAUCCCAUCUGAAAUUCUCAUCUUCCCGUCGCCAGCGAUGGGGCCUCUGUCGGUCAUUUCCUACAUACCGGCGCUUGCAGCGGCUGCCCUCUUCCUCUACACAGUCGUAGAACUCCUCCGUCACCGUCUCCGGCUCAACUUACCUCCGGGGCCUACGCCCUGGCCCAUCAUCGGCAAUCUCAACCUACUCGGCCGCCUACCGCACCGCUCCCUCGCCGACCUUGCCCGGACAUACGGUCCCAUCAUGUAUCUCCAACUCGGUUCCCGCCCGGCGGUCGUCGCCUCCUCCAUCGACGCCGCCCAGCUCUUCCUCAGGACCCACGACCUGGCCUUCGCCUCCCGGCCGAGGACCGCUGCCGGGAAGCACACCGCCUACGGCCACUCCACCAUGACGUGGUCGCCGUACGGACCAUACUGGCGCUUCUCCCGAAAGCUCUACCUCACCGAGCUCUUCAGCGACAAGCGACUCGCGUCCUUCCGGUACAUCCACACCGAGGAGGUGAGGGAGCUCGUCCGCAGCCUCCACUCCGCCGGCCGGAAGCCAGUGGUCUUAAGGGAAAGCCUGUGGAGAUUGACGGCGGGGAUCAUCUGUCGGAUGGCCUUGGGGAGGAAGUACGUGGACUUCGACGUUGGGGAUGACAGGCCGGAGAUCGUGUCGCCGGAGGAGUUCCGGGAGAUGCUGGACGAGCUGUUCCUGCUCAACGGGGUGCCCGUGCUGGGCGACUCAAUCCCAUGGCUGGGUUGGCUUGACGUCGGCGGGUACGUCAGGAGGAUGAAGGCGGUCGCGAGGAGGCUGGAUGGGUUCUUGGAGCGGGUGCUGGAGGAAAGCCGGGGAAGGCUCAAGGGGGAGGUGGGCGCAGGGGCGGCGAAGAGCUUACUCGACCUGCUUCUCCGAUUCGCAGAGGACCCGACGGCGGACGUCGAGCUAAGCGUGGACCAAGUCAAGGCGCUCACGAUGGAGAUCAUUGCCGGUGGGACCGAGAGCUCAUCGCUGAACAUGGAGUGGGCCAUGUCGGAGAUGCUGAGGCGGCCGGAGGUGCUGAUGAAAGCGACGGAGGAGGUGGACGCCGUCGUCGGAAAGGAGCGAAUGGUGGAGGAGGAGGACCUCGCCAGUCUCCCCUAUAUAGAAGCCAUAGUGAAGGAGACGUUGAGGCUGCACCCAGCCGCGCCGAUCCUCACUCCCCACCUAUCCCGUGAGCACUGCAACGUCGCCGGCUACGACCUCCCCUCCGGCACGCGCUUGCUCGUCAACGUGUGGGCCAUCCAGAACGAUCCUGCAGUCUGGGAGGAUCCGGCUGAGUUCCGGCCGGAGAGGUUCACGGGAGCAAAGAAGGGUGUGGACGUGAGCGGCCAGGAGUUCGAGUUGCUGCCAUUUGGGGCGGGGAGGCGGAUGUGCCCGGGGAUCCGCCUGGCCAUGAAGGUGAUACAACUGACCUUGGCCACCCUUGUUCAUGCCUUCAGCUGGGAGCUGCCCAGCGGCAUGACGCCUCCCCAGGUCGAUAUGGAAGAGCUUCUCGGCUUGACCUUGAAGAGGAAGGUCCAGAUCCAGGCCAUUGCUGUGCCUCGGCUCGCAUCCCAUGUAUAUCAAAUAUGAUCUCUCUUCUCUCUGUCUCUCUCGCAGAAAAGGCUCACUUUAGAUAUUGAACUUUUGAAAUAAAAUGCUUAUGUAAAAGCAAAUUAACAUGA
Messenger RNA from Nymphaea colorata (pocket water lily), 2069 nucleotides. Its product is annotated as trimethyltridecatetraene synthase-like. Lineage: Eukaryota; Viridiplantae; Streptophyta; Magnoliopsida; Nymphaeales; Nymphaeaceae. Gene Ontology annotation, molecular function: heme binding; oxidoreductase activity, acting on paired donors, with incorporation or reduction of molecular oxygen; iron ion binding. The transcript has 2 exons. The record is from RefSeq and is a predicted model, not a curated record. Bases 421 to 1977 code for a protein of 518 amino acids.